GAACACAUGGCUGUAAACACUGGUAGGCUCCCAGGCUUUCACUUCAUUACCACCACCACCAGUUUGUUUAUUCGGAUAUUAUCGGCUACUUGACGCUGCAUUUUCUGCAAAGAGUCGGGUGCCUGGACUACAUUUCCUGUUUGCUGCUGGAACUUGUUUACAAAAUCUUUCAUUUAAUUCAAUGGCGUCUUCAAAGGACAGUCACGGUGACCUUGAUGCAAUCCACCAUGGAGGGAGUAUUAAGCGUGCGCCAGAACCGGAGACAACAGAACCCCAGACAAAACGUAUUCAUUUGGAUGGCUUAGCUGAAACAAAUGGCAGGGAGAUUGUCAGAAGAAAACGCAGGAAAUAUGCGUUGCUCCUUGCCUACUCCGGAAAAGGUUAUUUGGGCAUGCAAAGAAACCCUGGCUAUCGCACCAUAGAAGAUGACUUGUUAACAGCCAUGUUACGUGCUGACCUGGUAACCGACGAAGGGUGUACGUGCCCUCAGAUAUUCCACUUUCAACGUGCCGCACGGACAGACAAAGGUGUUUCUGCAGCGCGUCAAGUAAUAUCACUCAAGCUUCCUGAGGAUGUACCAGAUAUGGUCGGUGCUAUCAAUGAACACCUCUGUUCUCAGAUACGUGUGAUGGCUAUUCGUCGCACAACUAAAAGCUUCAAUUGCAAGUCGUGGUGUGACUCGCGCACUUACUCGUAUAUGUGUCCUUCUUUUGCUUUUGCUCCUUUAACAGAAAUAAUGAAUGAGGACUACCGUAUUACUCCCGAGGUUUUGGAACAACUUAAAGCCACUUUGGAAUUGUAUAAAGGCACUCACAAUUUCCACAAUUUCACGGCCCGAAAAAAAGCCCAGGAUGCAAGUGCGAACCGCUAUAUCAUGGACAUAGACUGUGGUGAGCCGUUUGAGCGUGAUGGCUUGGAAUGGCUCGUUAUCAAAAUUAAAGGUCAAAGUUUUAUGUUGCACCAGAUUCGCAAAAUGAUUGGUUUGACAAUGGCCAUCAGUCAGGGGCUUGCUCAGGCUGACAUCAUCACCAGGGCUUGGGGGAAGGACCGUGUGGAUGUUCCCAUUGCUCCUGGGCUUGGCUUAGUACUGGAGGAGCCACACUAUGACAAAUACAAUAAGAGAUAUGGAACUGAUGGCAUCCAUGAGCCGCUCAACUGGGAUGAAGCAGCACAGAAGAUCCAGGAAUUCCGCAAAAAAUAUAUUGACUCUUCGAUAGUUAACACGGAGAUCAAGGAAAAGCCAAUGCUCAAGUGGAUGGCAACACUGCCCCUUCAUAAAUUCAACAUAUCCGAGGUUUCAUCAGGAAAUGAUGAACAACUUGAAAACUCAAGUCAGGCAAGGACACCUUUGGGUCAUGCAGCAGCAAGGCUGGCAAAGUUCCGGGAAGCGGAGAGUCAGGACAGAGGUAGUGAUGAUGAUGCCGAGGAUGAGGACGAAGGGGACCUGGACCAGUAUAGAGUAGUCCCUGUGGUGAAGGUGGUGGAAGCUGUGCCACAAGAAGCAGAUUUGUGUGUGAAUGGAUCUGAUAAGCAUGUGGCAAAUGUGGAAAAUGGUGUAGGAGAUGAAAGUGCAAACAAGACUGGGAAGGAUGUUGGUAAUGUAGAAGAAGAGAGUAUUACAGACAAUAAAGAAAAGGUGUAUGACGAGAGUAGUGGAUAGAAAAAGUCGCUGUUUAUCUCGUGGGUAACAUUUAUGUACUGGUAGAUGAAUUGAGGAGGUACAAACGUCAAAUUGGAGAGGUGAGUAAGCUAGACAAAUAGCUCCUCAUUUGUCCUGUCGCCCUAAUAUAUAUGGAUUUUUUUGAGGGUUGAAGGCCCAAUGCUAGACCCUUUCAGUUGUUCUGUGCCUCCAAUGUCUCUAGUAAAGAACAUUCUUGGUAAAAGCAAGAGGCUCCUCUGAAGCAUGAUUCAUUUUUUGGUCAUUAAGCCUGUAUUAAUGUUGAUAUAAUAAUGCUAGCUAAAUAUUUAAAAAUUGGUAAUUUUUAAUGUUGAUAUGUUUUUUUUAUAAAUUUCAAAUCUUUAUCAAACUAUAUUAAACUAUGUGUCUUUGUAUAGUUAAAAAUGAAAAUUAUAAUGAGCGUUACAAAAUUAAUGAAUAUAUGUGUACUGUAUAUCAAAAUCCAUGUAUGAAUAUUGUAAAUUCAAAUUUUUAUGAAUAAUUCAGAAGGUAUGUUUAUAUUUGCUUUAAUAUAUGAAUGUAUGAAA
Procambarus clarkii (red swamp crayfish) is the source of this 2205-nucleotide messenger RNA. Its product is annotated as pseudouridylate synthase 1 homolog. Gene Ontology annotation, cellular component: nucleus. Gene Ontology annotation, molecular function: pseudouridine synthase activity; RNA binding. The record is from RefSeq and is a predicted model, not a curated record. Lineage: Eukaryota; Metazoa; Arthropoda; Malacostraca; Decapoda; Cambaridae. Gene Ontology annotation, biological process: tRNA pseudouridine synthesis; mRNA pseudouridine synthesis.